Cuculus canorus (common cuckoo) is the source of this 2462-nucleotide messenger RNA. RefSeq names its product zinc finger FYVE-type containing 27 (gene ZFYVE27). Gene Ontology annotation, molecular function: metal ion binding. NCBI's taxonomy places the organism in Eukaryota, Metazoa, Chordata, Aves, Cuculiformes, Cuculidae. The transcript is spliced from 12 exons. Gene Ontology annotation, biological process: positive regulation of axon extension; vesicle-mediated transport; endoplasmic reticulum tubular network formation. Bases 34 to 1275 code for a protein of 413 amino acids. Gene Ontology annotation, cellular component: endoplasmic reticulum tubular network; growth cone membrane. The record is from RefSeq and is a predicted model, not a curated record.
CGCGGGGCGCUCGGACCGGCGGCGCCGGCCGCGAUGCAGGCGGCGGAGCGGGACGCGGCCGCGGGCGGCCCCGAGGCCGUGGCGGGGGGCGCGGAGGCCCCGCCGGAGCCGCCGCUGCCGCCGCCUCCUCCCAAAGCCGCCGCGGCGUUCGAUCUGCUGGAGCUGGUGCGGAGCUACCGGCGGCUGGAGUUGUACCUGGAGCCGCUGCGCGACGCCGCCGGAGCCGUCCGCGGCCUCCUCCGGUGGCAGCGGCCGCUGUGCUCCCUCUUCACCUGCCUCGGCCUCAACGUCCUGCUGCUCACCCUCGGGCGAGCCGCCUGGUACUCAGUGCUCGCCCUCUUGGUCCUGGUGCCAGCCCUGCUGGGCUACCUGCAGGAGACAUGCCGGACCCACCCCUCGGAGCUUGAGCUGCUGCGCAGGAGGUACCACAGUGUCCGCCGGGAGGACCUGCGCAAGGUGCAGCUCUCACGGCAGGAGGCCAUCGCCCAGGUCAAGAGCUUCCUGAUCCAGCUGGAGGGCUUCCUGAGUGGGAUGUGCUGCAGCUGCGAGGCAGCGUACCGUGUGCUGUACUGGGAAAACCCCACUGUCUCUUCCCAGUUUUAUGGGGUGCUGCUGGGCUCUGUGUGCAUCCUUUACCUGCUGCCCCUCUGCUGGGUCCUGGCCAUCCUCAACAGCACUCUCUUCCUGGGCAACACCCAGUUCUACCAUGUGAUAAUGGAGCUCAAGGCCUCAAUCGAGCAGUGUGUGGGCACCAAACCCCUCGAGAGUGUUCCAGAGCCCACUGAACCUCUGCCAGCUGCUGCUGCCCCCCCGGAUCGGACCCCCACACCUACCAGCACAGAGGACCUUACGCCUGGCAGCGUGGAGGAGGCGGAGGAAGCAGAGCCUGAUGAAGAGUUCAAAGAUGCUAUCGAGGAGACCCAGCUGCUGGUCAUGGAGGAUGAUGAGAGCUCUCAAUGCUCAGCAGAUUUUGACCUCAGCCUCCCAGACAAUGGUUUUAUGAGCAAAAACGAGGUGAUCCGCAGCAAGGUGUCACGCCUGACCGAGCGCCUGCGCAAGCGCUACCCCAGCAACAACUUUGGAACCUGCACAGGCUGCUCAGCUACUUUCUCUGUGCUCAAGAAGAGGCGGAGCUGCAGUAACUGUGGGAACAGCUUCUGCUCCAGGUGUUGCUCCUUCAAAGUUCCCAAGGCUGUGAUGGGAGCCACGGCUCCGGAGGCUCAGAGGGAGACGGUGUUUGUGUGCGCUCUGUGCAACCAGGUGCUCAUCAAGUGAUGGAAACAGGCCCAGCCAGCUCCUGGAUGUCCUGCACUGCCUGACACUUGUAACAGCGGGAGCCCUGCCCUUGCUCUCUCGGAGCCUGGGCUGCUUGGUUCUCAGCAUGGUGUCACCCUGCGAGAGGGUGCUUGCGCUCCCCACUCCUGCUAGCACCAGGCUGGGGGCAGACCAACUCUCCUUGCCCUGUAGCAUCUGCCGCACCAGCUCUGUCCCUGAGGUGGAGCAUUGCCCACAGCCAUGUCCCCAUCCCUGCGGCUGCACCCUGGCAGCUGCUCCAAGCCCUGGGUGCUCCCUGGCACACGCUGUGCCCUGCCACGUACUUGCUCAGGCGCUGUGGCCUGGCUUAGUGAUGAAGGAGCCAUCCUUCCCUCCUGUGGUCCUACCUCCACCUCCUGGGUGGGGCAGAACAACCUCAGGGCUCUGUCCCUACCUUUCCCAGCACUGUGCUAAGUGACUGUAUUUUUGGCGUCAGGUCAGAGCCCUACCUGCAUCCCUGGGAGAUGUGGUCUUUGCUCCUGGCUGAGCUGAGGCCAUGCUAGUCACUCCUGUGCUCCUCAGCCUCACUGCCUGCAGGUUUAGUCUUUUCCCCUCCAUAUCUGGCUGUAGUGCAGAGGAGGCAGGAGGGCAAGUUUGGGCUGGGCUGCGAGGACGGGUCUCUGGCUGCAGCGUGAGAAGAGGCAGGAGUUGGUGCUGCUCUGUGCACUUAGUGACUGCUGCUUUCUACUACAGAUUAAUAUAUAAGUGUAUAGAGAAUGACCAAUAAAUCUCUUGCCCUCAGCUGGCUCGCUCUUACCCUGGCAAAAGCUGUCCCAGUCCUAGGUCACCCCAGCACCUCUGUGGCUUUGGACCUACUCUUCUGCAGGUGGUUACCGUGAAAUGGUGUGUCUCUGCCCCCAGCUCCCCUUGCUUACUGGGGUUUCCAUCUUCUGUCAUCCUGUGGCCUUGUUUGCCCCCUGCUUGGGGCUGUGUGCAGCUGUCUGCCCUUGGCUGUGCCGUGGCUGGAUCCUGCUGGACUGGAGCUGGGGAGAAGCUCAGCUCUGGCAGGAGCUGCUGGGUGUCCUCUGCCUCCUGGAGCUGCUCCUUCCCCUUGCCCGCCCAGGCGGUGGUCCCAGCAGCUGCCUGUGCACACAAGGGUGACCUUUCCCUGUGUGAACAGCAAAGCUCCCAGCUAUUCCAGGAAUGUG